GGCAAGUCCACCAGAAUUAACACUUUUAUAGCACAGCUAUAGCACAGAUGAAAACACGCUGUAAUUUCCCACUUAAUGAAUGGCUCUAGUAUUCUACCGCUUUUGGAAUUUUUAAUUUGGGAGCGCUACAGGGAGUAGCCUAGGCAUGAGGUUUUACGCGUAUAACUACGCUUGCUAGCAUCCGAAAUUAGUUAGAGCUGAGCUGGUGUUGGCGCUUUCGGUUCGUGAUGAACGAAACACCUGAGUUUUACGAGUUGUAUCAAGCAAUGAAAAAACGAGGCAAUGUCCAGCGCAUCGCCGAAGUUUCCUUAUGGUGUUUAAUAUGCUUUUGCGCGCUUCUCGGCAACUCAGCGACUCUUCUUGUCAUAGCAAAGAAUCGCCGCCUUUGGGGCUCCACCAACAUGCUCAUAGCAUGCCUGGCGGUGUUUGAUCUCUCAAUGUCUGUUCUAAACGGGUUGCCGUUCGCUGCACCAUCUCUAGCGAUAGGUAAAUGGCCGUUCUCUUAUGCCGCCUGUCAAUACAUGGGCUAUUCCGGCAUCGCUAUUGCCGUCGGUUCAAUGCAGACGAUUUCUUGCAUCGCCGUCAAUAGAUUCUACCGAGUUGUGAGACCCACUAAGUUUAAGAGGGCUUUUAGUGUAAGAUCAACUGCCGUGUAUAUCGUAACCCUGUGGGUGUUCGCCCUGAUCGCGCCAUUACCUUACAUACUAGAAGACGAGAAAUUCAAGUUCCAGCCUGGUAAGAUCCUCUGCUUUCCUUCGUCUGAAAGCGGCUUGCAAAAAGGGCUUCAUUUUAUCGUUCUCGUACUCAUUCCGGGCACCGUCAUCUGCUACUGUUAUCUACGAGUGUAUCUUAAGGUGCGACAGCACAUGGUUGCCGUGACGACCUCUAUCGGCGCCGAGGAGAUAGCGAUAACUAAGACUCUGGUGGCGAUUGUGUUGGGCUACCUGUGUUGCUGGGUACCCAUUCUCGCUAUCGACUUGGUGGAUUUCUUCAUCGGGCGCUUGGUGAUGCCGCGAUGGGUGUAUCUCUUGUAUGGCUACCUCGCCAUGUUGAGCAGUGUUACGAGUCCAGUGAUUUACGCGCUACUAAUCCCAACCUUUCGACGAGAGUAUCUCAAACUGAUAAAGAAAAUACGGAAGUGUAACAGAGUGGGCAACUGCAGGGUCGAAGAUAGCAUCGAAACUACAGAGGUCUGCGUCAUCUCGUCUAAGUACAUGUGAUCCGAGCAAGCGCCGACGUCCAUGUUUUUGCCUUUCUUAAAGGACGCGGAUAAUUCGACUACAGAAGGUAAUAACGACAAUAACGAGUGCAUUUUUUCAUGGAAUUGACUGGCUCUCAACCUCCCCACUUGUUACAGUUGGGGUUUUCUGUACACCAAGACAGCGUAUCUAUGCCCGGCUUUUGCACACUUAUCCCCGUUAAUAGGGGACUUGCGCUAAGAGAUCACGUGACCUUUUGAGUGGCAAAUUCAAGCCAAAAUAAACACAGAAAUAACUGCGCCUGUCACGUCAGAUAACGACACACACACAAAAAAAAAAUAAAUGAAAAUAAACCCAUUCU
Molecule: messenger RNA, 1560 nt
Organism: Nematostella vectensis (starlet sea anemone)
Lineage: Eukaryota; Metazoa; Cnidaria; Anthozoa; Actiniaria; Edwardsiidae
Product: melatonin-related receptor
Exons: 1
Coding region: 228-1220 (330 amino acids)
Biological process (GO): G protein-coupled receptor signaling pathway
Cellular component (GO): membrane
Molecular function (GO): G protein-coupled receptor activity
Source: RefSeq, a predicted model, not a curated record